Messenger RNA from Bactrocera latifrons, 563 nucleotides. Its product is annotated as repetitive proline-rich cell wall protein 2-like. Bases 39 to 437 code for a protein of 132 amino acids. The record is from RefSeq and is a predicted model, not a curated record. The transcript has 2 exons. Lineage: Eukaryota; Metazoa; Arthropoda; Insecta; Diptera; Tephritidae.
CGAUAUUCAUAGUAAACAGUUAAACAGGGAAUAAAAAAAUGAAACUCACCAUCACCGUGUUGGCACUCAUUGGUUACGUCGCCGCUGACGUCUCACACUUAUCCGGCUCAUACUUGCCACCCGUACAGCCACAGCCUGAGUAUCUACCACCUGCUCAAGAGUACUUGCCGCCUUCGCAACCGCAACCACAAUACUUACCACCCGCAGCGCCGGAGCCACAAUAUCUGCUUCCUCAACCACAAUACCUGCCACCUGUGGCACCACAACCACAGUACUUGCCGCCUGCUGAACCUCAACCGCAAUAUUUGCCGCCUGUACCGCAAUACCUUCCACCUGCCGCUCCAGCACCUGAGUAUUUGCCACCUGUUGACACACCUGUCGCUGAGGAUGGUUACCGCUACAGAACCGUGAAGAAGUACCGUUUGAGAAGCCACUAAAUUUGAGUGUUGUUGCAUAGCAAUGAAGGAGGCGUUGUUAAGGAUUUUGUUACAGGGAUUCAUUAUCGUUUCUAAUUCCCGCAUAGCAUACAUACAUGCUAUUUUUGUUAAUAACUUUCUGAACUC